Messenger RNA from Siniperca chuatsi (mandarin fish), 4955 nucleotides. It is a transcript of the gene rps6ka2, whose product is annotated as ribosomal protein S6 kinase, polypeptide 2. The transcript is spliced from 22 exons. Gene Ontology annotation, molecular function: ribosomal protein S6 kinase activity; ATP binding; magnesium ion binding. The coding region runs from base 579 to 2822 and encodes 747 amino acids. Lineage: Eukaryota; Metazoa; Chordata; Actinopteri; Centrarchiformes; Sinipercidae. The record is from RefSeq and is a predicted model, not a curated record. Gene Ontology annotation, biological process: intracellular signal transduction; protein phosphorylation.
AGCUCGCCGGCACACAAUGUGACUGGUGACAAUCCCUUGUUCUGCAGUUAGAGAGAGAGAGAGAGAGAGAGAGAGAGAGAGAGAGAGAGAGAAUGGGGCAACAGGGGAUGAACACACACAUGCGUAGGCAGAGACGUGAAGAGGGAGCUCACACACACCUCUCCUGAUUCAGCGGAACACAUUUAUUCGUCACCUCUCCCUGCAGCCUCACGCAGCGAGCCUGCUGCUAAACAAGACAAUCCCAAACCCAGCAGCACCUGCGCCGUCUGUCAUCCCGCCUGUCUGUCUGCGUAGAUUAACGGCUCUGUUACAACUCUGUCUGCGUGCUUACUGGCGGCCAGUGCAGCUGAGAGACGGAGGGGGGAAACGACAGGCUGAAACCCACCAGAGAGACGAGCGGCGAAUGUGAAUGAUGGGAAAACUAAAAAGCGACGACUGCAUUGAGGAUGUGCCGAUGGAUAAACUGCGGGACAAAUAGAUAACCAAAAACAAAGCUCUGUUUCCGCGUCUCUGCCUUAUGACCUCUUGCAUGGAGAUGUCCAUCAUUAUGGGGUAGAUGCACAGGUCUGGCCAUUGCCAUGGAUACCAGCACGCGAAAAUUCACUGUGCGGAGAUGGUUUUCUAUCUACCUGAAGAACAAGGCAGCGAGGAACAAGAACAACACAGGCUUCUGUCAACUUGAGGAUGACAGUAUUCUUAAGGAGAUUGACAUCAGCCACCAUGUUAAGGAGGGUUGUGAGAAAGCAGACCCCUCUCAGUUCCAGCUGCUUAAAGUCCUGGGACAGGGCUCAUAUGGAAAGGUGUUUCUGGUGAGAAAGAUCAGAGGAGUGGACAGAGGACAGCUGUAUGCCAUGAAGGUCCUGAAGAAAGCCACACUGAAAGUUCGGGAUCGCGUGCGGUCUAAAAUGGAAAGAGACAUUCUGGCCGAAGUGAACCAUCCAUUUAUAGUUAAACUGCACUAUGCCUUCCAGACAGAAGGAAAGCUCUAUCUGAUCCUAGACUUCCUCCGAGGAGGAGACCUUUUCACUCGUCUGUCAAAGGAGGUAAUGUUUACAGAAGAGGAUGUGAAGUUUUACCUUGCAGAGUUGGCCCUGGCCUUGGACCAUCUACACAGUCUGGGGAUCAUCUACAGGGACCUCAAACCUGAGAAUAUUCUUCUGGAUGAAGAAGGACACAUUAAGAUAACUGACUUUGGAUUGAGCAAGGAGGCCAUCGACCAUGAUAAAAGAGCAUAUUCCUUCUGUGGAACAAUAGAGUACAUGGCUCCAGAGGUCGUAAACAGGAGAGGGCAUACACAAAGUGCCGACUGGUGGUCAUUUGGGGUACUUAUGUUUGAGAUGUUGACAGGAUCAUUACCAUUCCAAGGAAAAGAUCGGAAGGAAACAAUGGCACUUAUUCUAAAGGCUAAACUGGGAAUGCCACAGUUCCUCAGUCUUGAAGUGCAGAGUUUAUUAAGAGCACUCUUCAAGAGGAAUCCUGCUAAUCGACUAGGUGCAGGACCAGAUGGAGUGGAAGAAAUAAAAAGACAUCGCUUCUUUGCAUCGAUAGACUGGAAUAAGUUGUACAAGAAGGAAAUGAGGCCUCCAUUCAAACCGACAGUUGGAAGACCUGAAGACACUUUCCAUUUUGACCCUGAGUUCACCUCCAGAACACCCACUGAUUCUCCCGGCAUCCCUCCCAGCGCAAACACACACCAGUUGUUUCGUGGUUUCAGCUUUGUUGCAACAAAUCAAAUUCAAGAGCCUAGUGUUGCUACGGUAGCGCCUUCUCGUCAGGAAGUGACCAACAUCAACCCCAUAGCACAGCAUCUCCGUGGUGAUGUGGUCUUCAGUGAUGUUUAUGAGCUUAAGGAGGAAGUUGGACAGACAGCGACUUCUGUCUGCAGAAGAUGUCUGCACAGAGUUACUGCUGUGGAGUAUUCAGUGAAGAUUAUUGAGAGAGUGAGGAAAGAUCCAUCAGAAGAGAUUGAGAUUCUAUUAAGAUACGGACAGCAUCCAAAUAUUAUCACCCUGAAGGAUGUGUUUGACGACGGCCAGUGUGCGUUCCUGGUUCAGGAUUUAUUGAGAGGAGAUGAGCUGCUGGACAGAGUUCUGACGGUGCCAAAUUUUACAGAGAGAGAUGCGUCAGACAUCAUCUGCACGCUGACCAAGACUGUGGAAUAUUUACACUCACAGGGGGUCGUGCAUCGAGACCUGAAGCCUAGUAACAUUCGAUAUUCUGAUGACAGUGGACUCCCAGAAUGCAUCAGGAUAUGUGAUUUUGGUUGUGCCAAACAGCUCAGGGCUGAGAAUGGCUUAUUGAUGACCCCCUGUUACACAGCUACAUUCAUGGCUCCUGAGGUUCUCAGGAAGCAGGGUUAUGAUGCAGCCUGUGACAUCUGGAGCCUGGGGAUCCUGCUCUACACCAUGAUAGCUGGUUUCAGUCCAUUUGCCAGCAGUUCUGAGGACACAGCAGAGGAAAUUCUGGCUCAAAUCGGCAGCGGGAAAUUCAUUAUCACAGGAGGGAACUGGGACCUGGUAUCAGACCCUGCCAAGGACAUUGUGAUCAAGAUGCUCCAUGUGGACCCUCACCAGCGCCUCACUGCCCCCCAGGUUCUUCGUCACCCCUGGAUUGUUGACAGAGACCAGCUCUCUGACAGUGCUCUCACACGACAGGAUGCAUUUACUGUCAAGGGGGCGCUGUCUGCCACCUACUCUGCUCUGAGGCGCUGUGCUCCUGCUCCAGUUCUGGAGCCUGUUCAGUCCUCCACCCUGGCUCAGCGGCGAGGAAUGAAGAAACUUGGGAGUCCCAAAGUUAAUUCAGACCCUAAAGAAAAGGAGUAGCCUCAACAAUCUGAAUGAAACUCAAAAGAUAUUAAACAGAGAGCCACAUAAUUAAAGAAGAUGUUCUCUUUUUGAAAAGCACAAACUUUUUUACGAAGUGCUUGUAGACCUAUAAACUGAAUGUAUCCCAAAAGGACUAAGCCUAAUUAACUAUAACAAUAAAUCAGUCCACUAGCACUGGCAUCAGGAUUAGCUUCAGUUCACUGAAAGUGUAAAUUUUAAACCUUUUAAAUCUUAAACUAAUAUGAUACUGUGCAAUAUAACAUUCAUCAUGUGCUCCUGCACAUCAAAUGUGACUCUAAAACUGAUCCAGUGGCUUGAAGAAGUUGACUAUUAUUACCUUAAAUUAAACCUUAAUCCUGAUCAGAAAGGGUUUAAUUCAUGCGUUAAUCAUGCAGAAGCCUUGUACAAUCCUUUGGAUGUCCCUCAGUUGUCCUGUGGAAAUUACAAGCUUAAUUAGAAAGUUGCCCUUGAUUUCGCUUGGUUGAAAAAAUAUUUAUCUAAAUUUUAUUCUCACUUUAAUUGUAAGCCUGGCUCUCAGGCAACAUUUCAUGUAGUGUGGUCAUGGCUAUGAAAUUGCAAGGAAUUUGACUGAUCUGAAAUUCAAAGCAAACACAUGGACAUUUACUUUUUGGUCAUACAUGUCAUAAUAUAAUUAGCGCUGUAGUGCAAUAUACACAGACAAAUUGUUGCUUGCCUUGAUCUAUAUCUAUAGUAGCUCCAGCAGCUGAAAGUUAUUAGUAUUCAGUGCCACAAACAACAUGCCAAGUAGUCAGUUUACUUUAGUUUUCAUAUUAAGUGCAUACAUGUAUGUCACCAGGAGUUCAUGGAUAGCCAAACAUUAAUACCAUCUUCCACAGUCAUAACUCAUAUCACAUAUUUCUAACAUUAGAUAUAUGUUAGAGUAACAUCUAUUUGAAUGAGGCACUGUCAUUUAGAUUAUAUUUUUCCUCCAAUCAAUCUUCUGAAUUCUACAGAGUUAUGCAUGUUAAAAAUGUAAAUAUCCUACCAAAGGGAAUUAUUACUUAAGUUAAAAAUGCCACUGAAGUCUUAUUGUUCAUAAUAUGCUUAAUACUUUUACUGUAUGUAUUGCUGUCUUCCAUAAAUGCAGCCUUUGGCUCUUAUACAAUUUAUUGUUAAAUAUAUCACUACUGCACUUCCCAGAUCAGAUGGAUCAGUGAGCUAUGAAGCUAUUUAUGUUGUAGUUUGUUGUGUUUUUUCAUAACAUAUUCAAAAUGUUAUUUGGCUUAAGAGUAGUCAUAGAGGCAGGAAAACCUGGAGCACAUCAUAUGGCUCUCAUAGCAAAACUCUGCAGCCUAAACACCUUUGUAUUAUUAACUCUGCAUUCAGUGUGAUAGUUCAUCUUUCUUUGAGUGUUCGAGUGUGUCAAGUAGUUGCCAUUCGGCUUCUGUUUGCUGUUAGUGUCUGAAAGCCAAAAUGUUUGGGAACCACUGUGUCAGAGGAUUGUACAUACUGUCUAUUGCUGCUGCCCUGAUUGUAUCUAAUAAGUUGUACAAUCACAAUUACGAGGUAAGACUGAACAGGGCGUUUAGCAGAUAUGAGUAGCACACUUUGUGUUGUACAGUUACAGUGUUGUACAACUUACCAGUAGGAAUGUAGAUUUUAAUAAUAAUAAUAAUACUGAUACUUACUGGUCAGAGGUAAAACAAAACAUAUUGUGAUGUGUAACCAAUAAGCACUGUAGCAGAGAUACAGUAAUUCUGUACAUAUAAUGUUUGCAUAUACACAGACUGUAUGUGUUGUGACGCACUGCACAACUGUAAGAGGUGGAGCUGGGACUAAUGCAGCUAUGAGUAUGCAGAUAAGGUUGUAGAUAUUGCGUUGUACAACCAUAAGUUCGAGGUAAAGCUGUAAAUAUUGUUUACUAAUUUAGAUUGUACAUACUGUCAUGCAAAACCACCAGUAAAGAGGUUAGAUUGUAUAUAUAUAGUGUUGUACAACUAUCGGCAAGCAGUGAGACUGUAUAUAUUGUGGUUGCAGAUAUAUUGAGACAUUGUACAUAUUAUUUUGUGUUGUGUAUCCAUUGCUCAGAGUGUACAUACUGUCUAUACCUGGCCAAUCACUGAAAUUAUGCCAAAGUUUUACAAAUAAAGGAAAAUAAUGGAACUAGCA